GCCGCCCGCCUCCCGUCAGCCGGUGCGGCUCCUCUGUCCGCUUCCGCGGAGACCGUUCGGCUCCUCUGCCCGCUUCCUCUCAGCCGGUCCAGCUACACCGGCCGCUUUCCCUCAGGGGGGCCGCCUCCCUCGCCCGCUUCCCCUCAGCGGGGCCGACUCCUCUGCCCGCCUCCCCUCAGUAAGGCGGCUGCGCGCCCGCCUGCCGUGGGCCGGGCGGUGGCAGCGCGGAGGCGGCGGGGAGGGGAUCGGUAUCGGUCCGCAGCUGCUGGAGCUGCGGGUCUGGGCUGCUGUAACCCGCAUCUUCUCUCCAUUUGCAUUGCAAUAGUGGCUGUUGCAAUUAUUGCAGGAGUGAAACCAACAUCCCACAGACAUGGCAGAAGAGGACCUUAUUUUUCGUAUGGAAGGGAUUGAUAAUGCUAUAUCCACUGCAGUGAACUCUGGACAUUAUCUUGACGCUGACAGUGAUGAGGAAGACAAUUAUUUUAUCUGUCCAAUAACUGAUGAUCCAGUUUCUAACAAGUCUGCCAGUAUCAAAGUUGGCAGUUACUAUAGUAACCUGGCAAAAAAUGAACGGUACAGUUCAAGCUCUUCUCCUACAAGCUCAUUUAGCUUUAAGAAUGACACACGGCAUCGUUCUAAGCACGGCUCUGUGGUUGACCAUGGUCGGGAAACCUGGAAACAUGCUAUUCAGAAAGCUAAGAACAUGCCUGAUCCAUGGGCAGAAUUUCACCUUGAAGACAUUGAGACAGAACAGGCAACUCGCUACAGGUACAAUGCAGUUACUGGGGCCUGGGUUGAAGAUGAAGUCCUCAUCAAAAUGGCUUCACAACCCUUUGGCCGUGGUGCAAUGCGAGAGUGUUUCAGAACGAAAAAGCUCUCCAAUUUCUUACACACACAGAACUGGAAAGGUGCCUCUAACUACGUUGCCAAGCAAUACAUUGAGAGUGUGGGCAGGGAUGUGUAUUUUGAGGAUGUCCGACUUCAGAUGGAAGCAAAACUCUGGGGAGAAGAGUACAACCGGCACAAGCCACCCAAACAGGUGGAUAUAGUACAGACCUGUAUUAUUGAAAUGAAGAACAGACCUGGGAAGCCUCUCUUUCACCUGGAACAUUACAUUGAGGGCAAAUACAUCAAAUACAACUCAAAUUCUGGAUUUGUGCGAGACGACAACAUUCGUCUUACUCCUCAAGCCUUUAGUCAUUUCACCUUUGAGCGCUCAGGACACCAGCUCAUUAUUGUUGAUAUCCAGGGAGUUGGAGAUCUUUACACUGACCCUCAGAUCCAUACAGAGAAGGGUACAGACUUUGGAGAUGGCAACCUAGGUGUUCGAGGUAUGGCCUUGUUCUUUCAUUCUCAUUCGUGCAACAGGAUUUGUGAAAGCAUGGGGCUUGCUCCAUUUGAUCUUUCAUCCAAAGAGAAAGCAGCCUUGGAUUGUAAUAAAGAAAUGCUUGAAUCUGCUCAAACAAUUCUCCGUGGCACAGAGGAAAAAUGUGGCAGCAGCCGUGUGAGAACGGUCUCUGGUAGUCGACCUCCUCUGCUCUCCCACCUCUCUGAAAACUCUGGAGAUGACAGCAUGAGUGAUGUAGCAUUUGACUCUCUGCCCUGCUCUCCUUCCUCAGCAACCCCUCACAGUCAAAAGAUGGAUGUGCUUAAUUGGCCUGUGUUCAAUGAAGUAGAUAAUUUCAUCCACAAAGACAAUGAUCAGCUUGAUAACCAAAGGGAUUUUGAAAAUGGUGGAGACAGUGGAUAUCCCAGUGAAAAAAGAAGUGAGCUGGAAGAUCUGGAUCAGAGAGAGAGGGGCCACUCGAACAACAACCAAAGACAUGAAUCUGAUGAAGACAGUCUGGGAAACUCUGCAAGGAUCAAUGUGGAGAAAUGGAAUCUCUACAACUCUUCUAGAGUCCAUAUCCACAGACCAUCUUGUGUUGCCCAAGAAAUUCAGAGGCUCAAUGCACUAGAACUUAAGAAAAUUGGGAAGUCAGUCCUUGGGAAGGUUCACUUGGCCAUGGUUCGCUAUCAUGAAGCUGGGCGCUUCUGUAAGAAAGAGGAGGAAUGGGACCAGGAGUCAGCCCUGUUUCACCUGGAGCAUGCUGCAGACUGUGGGGAGCUGGAAGCCAUCAUUGGGUUAGGACUCAUGUGCUCUCAGCUGCCACAUCAUAUUCUUUCUGAGGUCACUCUGAAGGACACAAAGGAGAACAGAAGCAAAGGAUUUGAUUACUUGCUGAGAGCAGCAGAAGCUGGAGACCGGUCUUCCAUGAUUCUGGUAGCAAGAGCAUAUGAUACAGGUCUAAAUCUUGGUUCAGACAGAGUACAGGAUUGGAAGGAGGCACUGUACUGGUACAAUGCUGCACUGAACAUGACUGACUAUGAUGAGGGAGGUGAAUAUGAUGGCACUCAGGAUGAGCCCAGGUAUCUACUCCUGGCCAGGGAAGCAGAGAUGCUGAUGAUGGGAGGGUUCCACCUAAGUAAGGAUCCACAGAGAUCAGGUGAGCUGUACACAGAAGCAGCAGAAGCAGCAAUGGAAGCCAUGAAAGGCAGACUGGCAAACCAAUACUACCAAAAAGCAGAAGAGGCUUGGGCAAUGAUGGAAGAAUAACGUGCAAUUAAGCAGUUCUUGUAUAUAGGUUUUUAUAUAGACUUGCUGCAUUUGCAGCUAAAAAAGAUACUUUUUAAUUUGGUGUUACAAGUUUCUUUUUUUUGUAUUUAGUUUUCUAAUUUUUUAAAGGGAGAAAUCCAAAUAUAAGUGGUAUAUAGCAUACUUCUGCUAUUGUUUUAAAGCUGUAAUACAGACACAC
Calypte anna (Anna's hummingbird) is the source of this 2795-nucleotide messenger RNA. It is a transcript of the gene EEF2K, whose product is annotated as eukaryotic elongation factor 2 kinase. The record is from RefSeq and is a predicted model, not a curated record. NCBI's taxonomy places the organism in Eukaryota, Metazoa, Chordata, Aves, Apodiformes, Trochilidae. The coding region runs from base 371 to 2596 and encodes 741 amino acids. Gene Ontology annotation, molecular function: elongation factor-2 kinase activity; calcium ion binding; calmodulin binding. The transcript is spliced from 19 exons. Gene Ontology annotation, biological process: protein phosphorylation.